UUUCUGAGUCUCUACCCCCCCAAAUAAUUUAUCUCAUUUACUUAAACUUUUCGAUAUAAAAUGUUAAGAAUUAUUAGAAUUUAAGCUUAUUCGGAAGGAUAAUGAUGCAGGAAACAACAAAAAUAGCAGGUCUAAACUGAAUUUGGUAAUAUGCCAAACAAGAAAAGCUUGUUUUUAAUUGAAUUUGGUAACAUCACCAAACCUUACUAUAUACGUUUGGGAUGUUACAUAUGCAUUAAAUAUAUAGUCAAAGGUUUGCAUUAAAAUAAUGGGGUUACAACGCGACUAAAUUUAACAAAGCUUAUUAAUAUGUCGUCACAUAUACGUUUUCCCUAAAUAAAAUAGCAUCUAUUGCAUAAUAAUGUACUCACAAGGCGGGAAGACAAGACACAGUGUCACCUGAGGUGUGGUUAACGUUAAUGUUCAACAUUUUUCUGUUAUGCAACUAUUUAAUUACUAUUUUUAUUUUCUUGAGUGAACUUUUUAUUAUUUAAAUAACGUACAUAUGAUAUAUAACAAUUCAUUAAUGUGCAUUAAAUACACACUUAUGUUUUUCUAUUUGUUGUAGUAUUUAUUAUUUCCUCGGUGAUCAGUUCCAAACCCUUAUAAAACCCAUUCUACAUCACCUUUUUAAGUCAAUUCCCCUAUAAAUCUCUUGCUAGACAAAAUAUUCGAUUAUUAAAUUAUGGGCAUGCACAACAUGACGACCAAGCCCAUUUUUCUUUUGCCUUUGUUAUUAAUCAUCUCAACAUAUACGAUUUCCGCGUCUAACACCUCACUUAAUAUUCAACUAUUCGACAAAACCACCCUAAACGGAAGCCUACACGAUCUACUCGACACGAGCCUUGGGGAAACUUUAGCCCAAGCUCAAAAUGCUCACCAACUCAUUUCAAAUAUGAAUCUAAGCUCCUUCAACGAUGAUCGAGCCAAAACGGCUUGGAACGAUUGCAGAUAUCUUUACCAGGACGCGAUCGAUCAACUCAAUCGAUCCAUCGCCUCCAUAAACAAUCGACUCGAUGUGCAAACAUGGUUGAGUGCGGUAAUGGCCAAUCAAGAAACAUGCCAAAAUGGAUUUCUUGAUUUUGGAUUGCCCCCUCUCUCCUCACAAUCCUUCUAUCUCCACCUAACUAAUGCUAACAUGUCCAAGUUCCUUAGCAAUGCACUAGCCAUCAAUAAGGCCAUAUCUUCAACAUCGUCCUCAGCUAAGGAAAACAGAAAUCCACGUUUAUUAGCCAACGAUUUCCCUCAAUGGGUUUCCACCGGUGAUCGGAUAUUGCUCCAAUCUUCCGGUAACCCAGGAAAGGCUGCCGAUAUUGUGGUGGCGCAAGAUGGUUCCGGCAGUUACAAAAAUAUUUCCGAAGGCUUAGUUAAGGCUGCCACCAUGAGUGGAACCAAGAGAAUUGUUAUGUAUGUCAAGAGGGGGAUUUACAAAGAAAAUGUGGUGGUGGACAAAUAUUUGAAGAAUUUAAUGCUAAUUGGAGAUGGAAUUGAUGCAACUAUUGUUACCGGCAGCAACAAUGUCCAGAAUGGCUACUCAACAUUUGGUUCUGCAACGUUUAGCGGACACGGUAACGGCUUAAUCGUCCGUGGCAUGACGUUCGAGAACACGGCCGGAGCCGAGAAGCACCAAGCGGUUGCGGUGCUGUCGACGGGCGACAACUCGGUGUUCUACCAGUGCAGCUUCAAGGGCUACCAAGAUACCCUCUACGUCCACUCCAACCGCCAGUUCUACCGCGACUGCGACAUCUACGGAACCGUGGACUUCAUCUUCGGCGACGCAGUGGCCGUCAUUCAAAACUGCAACAUCUACUUAAGACAACCUAUGCCCAAACAAAAGAACACCAUCACAGCCCAAGGCAGAACGAACCCCGACGCAAACUCCGGCAUCGUCGUCCACAGAUCACGCGUCACGGCGGCGCCCGGGGAAGCUCCCGUGGAGAAUUACCUGGGGCGGCCCUGGCAGUUGUACUCGAGGACGGUCUUCAUCAUGUGCAUCAUCGAUGAUUUGAUUGCGCCGGCGGGGUGGCUGGAGUGGGAAGGAGAUUUCGCUUUGACCACUUUGUAUUAUGGUGAGUAUAUGAACACCGGCGGCGGCGCAGAUACCAGUGGGAGGGUGAAGUGGCCGGGAUUCCACAUCAUCGCUAGCGCCGGUGAAGCGGCGGAGUUCUCGGUGCAGAAUUUCUUGGCCGGAGAUCGUAAAGUGUGACAGCAAAUUGGUAAGAGUAUAUAAGGUGAUCUGAGGAAUCAAAACAGCUAAGAAAUCAGCCGAAUAAUUCUACUAAAGGAUAUUACCCUUGAAAAAUGAUUACAACAGUUUCUCUAUAUGUAGAGAUGUUUGCUGAACUCUCUAAGAAAGGAAACAUCAAACAUUGCAAAUUCUAUUUCUGGGUAGGAGAGAGACUGAGAGACGAUGAAAUAGCGGAUUUUUCUUCUUUCCGGUUGUAAUUUCUAAUCUCAAGUGAAUUUAGUGAAAACCUUUUCUU
Molecule: messenger RNA, 2483 nt
Organism: Salvia miltiorrhiza (redroot sage)
Lineage: Eukaryota; Viridiplantae; Streptophyta; Magnoliopsida; Lamiales; Lamiaceae
Product: pectinesterase-like
Exons: 2
Coding region: 686-2206 (506 amino acids)
Biological process (GO): cell wall modification
Molecular function (GO): pectinesterase inhibitor activity; pectinesterase activity
Source: RefSeq, a predicted model, not a curated record